AUGGACGCUCCUUUGGGAUUUUCUGUCAUUGCUUCACUGUUGAUGAUGAUUUUGAUAACUGUGGAUGUCACUGUAGGUGAAACGGCGUCAGAGAUCCCAUCGGUGGCAGGAGCAACAGGCGGCGGCGGCAGAAGCUACCUAGGACAUAUUGAAACCAAUGUAAUGAUGUCCAAAAAUCUAAAAGCUAUGGCACAAAUUUCCAUGGUGCCGAUAACAAGUAAUGAGACUGAAAUACAAGCAUUGCUUGCCUUCAAGGCUCGGAUACUAAUCGAUCCAUAUGGGGUGUCCGGCUCUUGGAAUGAUUCUCAACAUUUCUGCAACGGGAGUAACAUGAGGUCGGCGGCAUCGAAGAGUCACUUCCCUGCAUCUUUCAUCUCUCAAAUUGGCAGGAGACCUUCUCCUUACAUAGCCAACCUUACGUUCCUUAGGGUGAUCAACCUGCAGAACAAUAGCUUCCGUGUUCCUGAACAACUGUAUAAAAUCUCAUCCGUUAAUGCCUUUUCUUUAGCUGCUAACAAGUUACAAGGCCACAUCCUUCGGUACAUAGGCUUGAGGCUCCCUAAUCUUAAGGGCAUUUAUCUUGGUGGCAACAAUUUUUCAGGGGAAAUUCCAACAUCAAUAGUCGAUUCCUCAGGGCUCAUGGACCUUGAUAGGGCCAACAAUGCCUUGACGGAACUAAUACCAAAGAAUUUGGGAAGCCUUCAAAAUCUAACAAUCUUGAAUUUUGGAGGCAACUUACCUGAGAGUUCCAAUGAUUUAAGUCUUCUCACUUCAUUGAGUAAUUGCACCGUUCUUAGUAUCUUAUGGUUAUACCAAAACAACCUCACAGGCGUUUUACCAGAUUCAAUCGGUAACCUGUCUACAAAUCUCAUUGGUUUCAGAAUAAAUUCGAAUUAUAUAUCCGGUACCAUACCGAAAGAGAUAGGAAACCUUGUAGGCUUGGAGUAUCUUGCAUUACAUAAAAACAUGCUUACAGGCAGUAUGCCUGAUUCUAUUGGAAAACUUUCCAAGUUGAAACAUUUCGAUGCGUACACUAAUAGAAUCAUAGGGGAAAUUCGUCAUUCUUUGAAUCGUCUAAAUGUCACAAUUCUAAAGGAAGCUUUCAGUCUUUGUUCUCAUUUGAUAUACCUUCUCUUUGCUUCAAAUAGUUUAACGGGAACUUUACCACCAGAGGUUGGAAAAUUCAAAGACCUCGACAUGAUGGAUGCAUCAAGCAACAAACUUCAUGGGGAAAUUCCCAGCUCUCUUGAAAACUGUGUGAUGUUUGAAUCACUUCACCUGUAG
Hibiscus syriacus is the source of this 1284-nucleotide messenger RNA. RefSeq names its product LRR receptor-like serine/threonine-protein kinase EFR. The transcript has 6 exons. NCBI's taxonomy places the organism in Eukaryota, Viridiplantae, Streptophyta, Magnoliopsida, Malvales, Malvaceae. Gene Ontology annotation, molecular function: protein binding. The record is from RefSeq and is a predicted model, not a curated record. The coding region runs from base 1 to 1284 and encodes 427 amino acids.